AUGAUCAAACUGCUACGUGGUUUCGUGACAGCCGUGUUGUUCUCAAUUGUUAUUUUCACCAACGCGUUUUUCGCCGACAACAAGCGAACUGCCGAAAGUCAAACCGAUACGCUGAACACUUUGCUCACCGUGCUCACUGAAUAUGUGCUCAAUCGCACGGCAGAAGUGAAUACACGUAUCACGAAGAAUGAGCAAAGGAUAAAUUUAUUGCUCCAAAAGCAGGUUGAAUUGGAACGAAAACUUAAUGAACAUCCUUCAACCACCGGAAAACCUAGUCUCCUUUCAAACGACGAAAUCGGCGAUAGCUAUGUACCGCCACACAGUUGUGCAGAUAUUUUACCGGAUAGAUUUGCCGGCGAUGGCGGCAUCUACAGUAUAACGCCGCUGAAUAUGACACCAUUCGAGGUGUACUGUCUAGCGGAUCCCAGCGGUGGUUGCGGUUGGACGCUUGUUUGGCGACGUAAUGAAAUGAACAAUGAAUUCAAUCGCACAUGGACGGAAUACCAAAAUGGUUUCGGUGCAUUAACGGAUAAUUUUUUUAUUGGCUUGGACAAGUUAUACGUUUUGACCAAUGCCGAGGCACAGCAGUUACGCAUCGGCACUAAAUACGGUGAGAAUAAUUGGGAGUUUGAAAUGUUUGAGGAAUUUGCUAUCGGCAGUGUACGUACACAAUAUGAGGUGUUCGUGAAGAAUGGAAACAACAAAAGUAGCAUUUUUCAACGUUUGGGCAGGCGAGCCCGUUUCUUUACUAAAAAUUUGGAAAGCCGUUGGGGGAAUGAAGAGUGUGCAAAAGUAAUGGGUGUGGGUUGGUGGUACAGCGAUGACUGCAAAACUUAUUUAAAGUCCCGCCUCUAUUAUAUGUAUAUAAAUUCGCCGACUUAUAUGGUUAUUCGUCCGAAAAGUUGCGAUAAAGUUGGCUGACGUAUUCAGAAUAAAUAAAAUAUUACAAAUUAAUAAUAAU
Bactrocera tryoni is the source of this 961-nucleotide messenger RNA. Its product is annotated as angiopoietin-4-like. The coding region runs from base 1 to 921 and encodes 306 amino acids. The transcript is spliced from 4 exons. The record is from RefSeq and is a predicted model, not a curated record. Lineage: Eukaryota; Metazoa; Arthropoda; Insecta; Diptera; Tephritidae.